This is a messenger RNA of Clupea harengus (Atlantic herring), 3679 nucleotides long. It is a transcript of the gene zyx, whose product is annotated as zyxin-like. Gene Ontology annotation, biological process: transforming growth factor beta receptor signaling pathway; integrin-mediated signaling pathway. Gene Ontology annotation, cellular component: stress fiber; focal adhesion; cytoplasm. The record is from RefSeq and is a predicted model, not a curated record. The transcript has 8 exons. Lineage: Eukaryota; Metazoa; Chordata; Actinopteri; Clupeiformes; Clupeidae. The coding region runs from base 47 to 1594 and encodes 515 amino acids.
ACUUCCUGCGUCUAAUUCCACCACCAACAACAACAACCAGAGGCUCAUGGAGAAACAGACGAGCUUUGACAGACAGCUGGACUCUCUGACUGAUAUGCUCUCGGAGAUGGAGACCAGCGGUCCCUUUAAUCCAAAGAUGCCCAGUCAGUUCUCUUCUGCUCCGGCGCCCAAGCCGGUGGCCCCUCCCCCCACCGCUCCCAAACCCACCCUGUCUUUCCUCCCGCCUCCCGAGAUGGGGGACCGCCCCCCUCCUGCCCCCUGGGCCGAGGAGCUCCGAGCCCGGACCACGCAGCGGCAGGCCAAUCAGAAACCAGCGUCUGCCCCUGCUCAGCCACCGGCCAAAGCUGCUUCUCCUGCUCCGCCAUUGGUUAAAACUCCGGCUUCUGCGCCGCCAUUGGUUAAAACUCCUGCUUCUGCUCCGCCAUUGGUUAAAGCGCCUGCUUCUGCGCCACCAUUGGUUAAAACUCCUGCUUCUGCGCCGCCAUUGGUUAAAGCUCCUGCUUCUGCUCCGCCAUUGGUCAAAGCUCCAGCGCCAGCCAUAGCUCCCAAGUCCUCUUUCGCCUCCUCUCAGCAUGCGUCCUUCUCUCCCAAAGCGGCCAACUCCUCUGCUGGAUCACGGGGGUCCAGCCCCGGCCCUGCUGCCUUUAUCGCCCCCAAACCUGUCCUCUCCAGCUCUUACACCCCGCCCUCGCCCCCCCCUGCCGUGGCCCCCAGCCCUCCUGCAAGCGCACCGUUUGGCCUGGCCGUCAAUCACUCCAAACGCUCUCCCAUUGGCAGUCAGGAGAAUCUGAGGCAGCCCUCUCCUCCUGCACCUCAGCCCAAGCCUGUGACAUCACCGGGCUCAUCCAAUAGCCAGCUGGCUAGGAGCCCCGCUAAGUCGCCCGGCUCUGGGUCAGGGAUCGGUGGGGUGCCUCUCACCAUGCGAGAGGUGGAGGAGCUGGAGAGACUGACCAAUGACUUCAUCAAGGACAUGGACACACACGCUCCGGUGAUAACAUCCCCACCCACAGAGAUGUGCGGUAAGUGUGGGCAGGCCCUGUCUCGCACCCAGCCUGCUGUGAAGGCCAUGAGCAAGCUCUUCCACUCCGAGUGCUUCUGCUGCAUGUCCUGCCAUCGCCCCCUGCAGGGCAUGCAGUUCUAUGACAGGGACAACACGCCUCAGUGUGAGGACUGCUAUGUGAACUCCCUGGCGAUGUGUUCGCGCUGCGGUGAGCGGAUCACUGACCGCGUGCUGAAGGCGGUGGGCCAGUGUUUCCACGCCCACUGUUUCCGCUGCACCACCUGCAGCUGCAGCCUGGAGGGGGCGCCCUUCAUCACAGAUGACGAUAACAACCCCUUCUGCGUCCCCGAUUACCACCGGCGCUUCUCUCCUAUCUGCGUGAGCUGCAAUGAGCCCAUCAUCCCUGCCGCGGGCAGUGAGGAGACGGUGAGGGUGGUGGCUCUGGAGAAGAACUUUCACCUCAAGUGCUACAGAUGCGAGGACUGUGCCCGACCCCUGUCUAUAGAGGCGGACUCUGACGGCUGCUUCCCAUUGGACGGCAAGAUCCUCUGCAUGAAGUGCCACACCCAGCGGGCCAAACAGGCCAAGCAUUGAUUGGUGCAGAGCCCUCACUUCAAAACUCAAAACUUUGAAACAUCCAGGGCACAGGAUUUCAGCCAGCUUCUCAUCACGGCUUUGCAUUAGGGCUGUGUGUUUGUGUGUGUGUGUGUGUGUAUGUCUGUGUGUGUCUGUGUGCAUGUCAAAAUUAUGCGACUUUCUCCGCAUUGUGUAUUUCUACACACUCCGAUUGUGUGUGUGUGUGUGUUUGUCUCCAGUGGCUGACUUGGAACAGUGGUAAUGUACUGCUCUCAGUCUCAACCAAGUGCUUCAACCAUAGCCGUCUCCCUGCAGGGCCUGCCAGUCCAGUAUCACUCUUUUAGCUGUGCCUACAUCUCCCAGCAUGACUUGCACAGGCGUUUCCAUCACAUAGGACAAAGCUAACGUUUAGAGCCUCCCCAUAUCUUUGGGGCAGUUUGUUAUUUGUAGGGUUUUUCUUCUCCCCAUAUGCACUUUGGAACUAGAUUAAAACAGCAGAAGAGUGGCACAAUGCUUCGAGCACUCCAGUACCCACAAGGCAUUGCAGUUGUCCUGUAGUGCUUAUCAUAAAGUGCACCCCUACGGUUAAAACCCGAUUUCAAGAACAAACAAAAAAACAGUCUUAAAAAGCAGUUGUCUAGUGUGUCUGUUUCCUAUGAGCAUGCAAUGCUUGUUAGUUUACUGUAAGCAACCCUUCACAGGAGCACAAUGAAAAAUGCAACUCCAGUGGCAUUGAUGGCCACUUUUAGAUGCACUUAUGUGUACAACUGCUUUAGAAACAAAGGCCAGACAAACACUUUAGAAGCCAAUAGAAUAAUCCUGAUGAUGUACAGGGCACUCUAGUGUUAUACAGCAAGUAGAGCACAACUAGAUGGCUUCGGAUUGCACAAUUCUGCUCUGCUCGAUCAAUGUUGAAUUCGGCAAAGUGGUACACCUACAAAGCCUACCUUUUGUUAGCCUACUGUAAGGUGUUAGGAGGAGACUGCUCAGUUUGAAAUACUUUUAAACAAGGGUUACAAAUAGACACCGUUCGCACACAGUUAGAAUGCCUCUCACAAACACGGUUGGGUAUUUUCUGUAACUGAGCUUUAGAAUCCUCUUGGUAUUUUUUUAAAGGCUAUAGUCUAGCUGUGUGAAGCAUGUAUCUCAUACAUGUUCAGUGACGUAUGACUGCUAGUAAGUGCAUUAACAGACAGAACCACACUUCCUGUCUGGUUUUCUGUCGCUCACUCACGUUCCAGGUCCCGCCCAUUCCGUUUUUCCCGAAGUGUUCGUUCCUUCUUGGCAAUUCUGCGACGAUCAUGAACUUGCAGCACAGUAUUCUUUGCUUUUCUUCUGUAAAUGUAUCACUCAUGACUAAGGAACACCACUAUUUUCAGUUACUGCCUUUUUGAGUUAAAAUGUAUUGUAUCUUAUGUUUCCAAAUGUAUCACUGUAUUCCUAUGAAAAUAACUCCAUUGUGAUUAUUUCCAUUUUACCUUUGAACUUCUCUGUUGUGGUUUGUUUUUACCCACCCUCAUGUUGCUACAGUUAGCCUCAAGCUUAAAGAUCUUUCCAUUGGUGACCAUGCAUGCAGAUCACACAUCAUGACCUGCAUGGGAACACAUAGACAUUCUUCUGAUUAUCACAUGACCAAAUGUCAUAUUCCAUUGUAUUCAAUGAUAUAUUGUUUUCAUGGUUUGUAUAAUGAAUUUUGACAUUGCGUGUGUGUGUGUGUGUGUGUGUGUGUGUGUGUGUGGUGUGUGUGUGUGUGUGUGUGUGUGUGUGUGUUUGGUUAUUCCUAACCUGUAUUACUUGUCACACCGUCUGCAUCACAGGGUGACCAUCUCUUAUUACCACAGAAUAUUUUGCGUGCCAUAAUGAUCAACUGAAACACCACUUGGUCCCCCCCCCCCUUUUUCUACAAAGCAUUUAUUUAAUUGCCAUGUAUUUGCCUUUUGUUUGUGUUUCCCAUAUUGUGCAAACAUAUAUAAAUUCCUCUGUAAUAUGUGAAUGUGUGUAUGUUUACGUUUUGAAAUAUGCCAAAUGUCCUGUCAUGACCCAUACGUAUUGUCUCUGACUUUUAUUUUUAUUCAGAAAUAAAGAAAGGUUGGUUAACAAUGA